This is a messenger RNA of Amyelois transitella, 441 nucleotides long. RefSeq lists its product as uncharacterized. The record is from RefSeq and is a predicted model, not a curated record. Bases 1 to 441 code for a protein of 146 amino acids. The transcript has 3 exons. NCBI's taxonomy places the organism in Eukaryota, Metazoa, Arthropoda, Insecta, Lepidoptera, Pyralidae.
AUGAUCGCUUUCAGAGCAACAGCCAUCCUAUUCCUGGCCGCGGCCGCCACCGCUCGCCCCUCAGAAGAAUGGGAACCAGAGGGCCACUCUCACUCCGAACACACGAAACCAUACCACGUGACUGUGGUCAAAAAAAUCGGUGUACCGAUACCACACCCGGUUGCGGUCUCGGUACCACAAUACGUGAAGGUGCCCAUCCCUCAGCCGUACCCUGUUCACGUCACUGUUGAACAGCCGAUACACGUGCCAGUUUAUAAGGUCGUUCCCCAAGUCGUGGAGAAGCCAGUGCCGUACACCGUCGAGAAGCCUGUGCCUUAUGAGGUCGAAAAGCCUUACCCAGUAGAGGUUGAGAAGAAGGUUGAGGUUCCCAUUCCCAAGCCUUACCCCGUCCAUGUUCCAGUAUACAAACACAUCUACCACCACAAAGGUGGAAAGCAUUAA